AUGGCUUCCCUCGACUUCAAGGACCUCGUCGUCCUCAUCACCGGCGCAGGCGGUGGCAUUGGCGCUGGCUACUCACACUUCUUCGGUGCCCGCGGCGCCAAGGUCGUCGUUAACGAUGUCUCGGCUCAGUCGGCCCAGAAGGUCGUUGACGAGAUCAAGGCCGCCGGUGGUCAGGCUGCUAUUGCCGUCGGCUCGGUUACCGAGGGCCAGAAGAUUGUGGACCAGGCCGUCCAGGCUUUCGGUACCGUCCACGUCCUCAUCAACAACGCAGGUAUCCUCCGUGACAAGUCGUUCAAGAAGAUGGAUGACGCGCAGUGGGACGCCGUCAUCGCCGUCCACCUCAAGGGCGCGUUUUCGAUGACCAAGGCUGUCUGGCCCCUCUUCCGCCAGCAGAAGUUUGGCCGUGUCGUUAACACUUCGUCGCCCGCCGGUAUCUACGGCAACAUGGGCCAGGCCAACUACUCGGCCGCCAAGAUGGCGCUCGUCGCCUUUUCCAAGUCGCUCUCAAUUGAGGGUGUCAAGUACGACAUCCGCGCAAACACGAUUGUUCCCCUCGCCGCUUCGGCCAUGACCCAGACGGUCAUGCCCCCAGAGGUGCUCAAGGGCCUCAACCCUGACUUUAUCGCUCCCAUCAUCGGCGUCCUGACCGCUCGCAACGGGCCUGAUGUCCGCGGCCGCAUCUUCGAGGUCGGCGGCGGCUUCUACUCUGAGCUCCGCUGGGAACGUUCGAAGGGCCACCUCUUCAAGACCGACGACACCUUCACUCCCACUGCUAUUCGCCACGAGUGGAAGAGCAUCACCGACUUCUCCAAGGAUGUCGAAUACCCCGGCGACCUCAAGGCUGCCGGCCGCAGCCUCAUGUCGGUUAUUGAGAAGCAGCCCAGCCUCAAGCCCAACCAGCAGGGCCCGCCUCCCCCCGUCGAGUUCAAGGGCCAGACUGUCAUCAUCACUGGUGCCGGUGCUGGUCUCGGCCGCGCUUACGCUCACCUCUACGCCAAGCUUGGCGCCAACGUCGUCGUCAACGACGUCAGCGGCAAGAACGCUGAGGCUGUCGUCAAGGAGUGCCAGCAGCUCGGUGCCAAGGCUGCCGCGGCUGUCUGCUCGGCCGAGGAGGGCGAGAAGAUCGUCAAGGUCGCUCUUGACAACUUUGGUGGCGUCCAGGUCCUUGUCUGCAACGCCGGUGUCCUCCGUGACAAGGCGUUCGUCAACAUGACCGAGGAGCAGUGGGACACUGUCAUGUCCGUCCACCUCCGUGGCACUUUCCGCUGCUGCAAGGCUGUCUGGCCCAUCUUCCAGGAGCAGAAGUACGGCCGCAUUCUCGUCACCUCGUCGCCCAACGGCAUCAUUGGCGCUCACGGCCAGGGCAACUACGCCUCGGCCAAGGCUGGCCUCAUCGGUUUCGGCCGCUCGCUCGCCAUCGAGGGCAAGAAGAACAACAUCCUCACCAACAUCCUCGCGCCCUCGGCUGGUACUGCCAUGACCGCCACCAUCUGGACCGAGGAGAUGGUCAAGACUUUCUCGCCCGAUUUCGUCGCCCCUGUCGUCGCCUUCCUUACCUCGAAGGACCAGAAGGGCACCGGCCAGGUCAUCGAGACCUACGGCGGCCAGGUCGCCGCUCUCCGCUGGCAGCGCACCCACGGUGCGGUCUUCCCAAACAACCGCGUCCCCACCCCCGAACAGGUUGCCGCCAAGUGGAAGGAGAUCACCACCUUUGACGAGAACGCCACCCACCCCCGCAACACCCAGGAGUCAGGCAUGCAGAUCUUCGAGAACUUCUCCAACCUCGCCCCUGAGGAGAAGGACUACGUCGACCCCGAGGACCCCGAGGCCAUUGUCAAGGCCAAGCGUGCCGAGGCCAAGGGCAUUGAGUACGAGUUCACCGAGCGUGACGUUAUGCUCUACAACCUCGGCAUCGGUGCGCACGCCAAUGAGCUCCAGUGGACCUACGAGAACGACGCCGACUUCCAGCCCCUCCCCACUUUCGGUGUCAUCCCGCAGUUCACUGCUGGCCUCGGCGACUACGACUUCCUGCCCAACUACAACCCCGGCAAGCUCCUCCACGGCGAGCAGUACCUGUCGAUCAAGGGCAAGGUCCCAACCUCGGGCAAGCUUGUCAACAAGGCGCGCCUCUUUGAGGUCCUCGACAAGGGCAAGGCGGCGGCCGUGACCACCGUCAUCGAGUCUCGCGACGCCAAGACUGACGAGCUCAUCUACGAGAACCACUCGACCGUCUUCAUCCGUGGCUCCGGCGGCUUCGGCGGCAAGCGCGCGGCCAAGGACCGUGGCGCUGCCACCGCCCCCAACGCGGCGCCUAACCGCACGCCCGACGCGGUUGUCGAGGAGAAGACCUCGGUUGACCAGGCCGCGCUCUACCGCCUCUCGGGCGACUACAACCCGCUCCACAUCGACCCCCAGUUCUCCAUCAUUGGCGGCUUCAAGAAGCCGAUCCUUCACGGCCUCUGCUCUAUGGGCUUCGCCGGCCGCCACGUCUACAAGACGUUCGGUCCGUACAAGGACAUCAAGGUGCGCUUCGCCGGUACCGUCAUUCCUGGUGAGACUCUCGUCACCGAGAUGUGGAAGGAGGGCGACAAGGUCAUCUUCCAGACCAAGGUCAAGGAGCGCGACGCGCCCGCCCUCUCCAACGCCGCCGUCACCCUUAUCGACGCUGGCGUGCCCAAGUCCAAGAUGUAA
Messenger RNA from Cutaneotrichosporon cavernicola, 2691 nucleotides. RefSeq lists its product as uncharacterized. The record is from RefSeq and is a predicted model, not a curated record. Gene Ontology annotation, molecular function: oxidoreductase activity. NCBI's taxonomy places the organism in Eukaryota, Fungi, Basidiomycota, Tremellomycetes, Trichosporonales, Trichosporonaceae. The transcript has 3 exons. Bases 1 to 2691 code for a protein of 896 amino acids.